Chlorella variabilis is the source of this 606-nucleotide messenger RNA. RefSeq lists its product as hypothetical. The record is from RefSeq and is a predicted model, not a curated record. Gene Ontology annotation, molecular function: RNA binding. NCBI's taxonomy places the organism in Eukaryota, Viridiplantae, Chlorophyta, Trebouxiophyceae, Chlorellales, Chlorellaceae. Gene Ontology annotation, biological process: tRNA guanine ribose methylation. The transcript has 6 exons. Bases 1 to 606 code for a protein of 201 amino acids.
AUGCCUCGCCUGUUGCAGGAUGAGUUUGAGGUUGCCAAGGGGCUGACCAUCAGCGGGCAGCAGGUGGUGGACACCCUCACCCCACUCAUGACGCAGGACAGGAUCCAGCGCAUCGAGCGGGUCUGCGCUGCCCGCACCUUCAACGUGCUGCCCAUUGUGGAAAGCAUCUACGACAUGGGAAACCUGGCCGCGGUGUGCCGCAGCGCCGACGCCCUGGGGUUUGGCGCGCUGCACGUCAUCCGCAACACGCGGGACGAGCGGUACAAGCAGAGCACGCGCAGCGCAGCAGGCGCCGACAAGUGGCUCGAUGUGCAAGUCUUCAACAGCACCGAGGAGUGCGUGCUCAACGCCAAGAGGCUGGGGUACCAGGUGGUGGCCACCCACCUGAGCCCGGAUGCUGUGGACAUCAGCCAGAUCGACUGGACCCGCCCCACGGCGUUCAUCAUGGGCAACGAGAAGCGGGGCGUGAGCUGCGAGGCUGUGGCGCUGGCCGACGCCUGUGCCGUGGUGCCCAUGGUGGGGUUUGUGGACAGCUACAACCUGUCCGUGGCGGCGGCGCUCAUCAUGUACGAGGCGCGACGCAUGCGGGAGCAGGCGCUGGGGUGA